AGGAACGGAAUGCCAAUCAUCAACGUUCACGGGAACAACUGCUGUACAUUGCCGCCAGCCACUAAUACUGUUUACGCUUACGACUGAACUAGCUACUCUUUGGCCGGAUUUAAAACCCAAACAGGGUUUCUGCUGCUGGUGCUUCGGAUGUCCAAGUACAAACUCUUUCUACUGAGGCAUGGGGAGGGGGCCUGGAACAAAGAGAACCGUUUCUGUAGCUGGGUUGACCAGAAGCUAAGCGAGGAUGGGGUGAAGGAGGCCCAGGACUGUGGUAGGCUCCUGAAGGAGCAGGGCUACAAGUUUGAUUUAGUAUUCACCUCCAUACUCAGCCGCUCCAUCCAGACAGCAUGGCUGGUGCUGGAGGCUAUGGGUCAGGAGUGGGUCCCCGUGGUCAAGUCCUGGAGACUGAACGAACGCCACUAUGGUUCCCUGAUUGGCCUUAACCGGGCAGAGAUGGCUCUACAACAUGGAGAAGAAAAGGUGAAGUUGUGGAGAAGGAGCUAUGAUGUCACUCCACCUAUGAUUGAUGAAUCCCACCCGUACUUCCUGGAAAUCUACAAUGACCGCAGAUACACCACUUGUGAUGUGCCAAAGGAGAACCUUCCCCGAGCAGAAAGCCUAAAGGAGGUGUUGGACAGACUGCUGCCAUACUGGGGGAGCACUGUGGUGCCAGAGAUAAGGAAAGGCAGGACUGUGCUGAUUAGUGCUCAUGGAAACAGCUGCAGGGCUCUGCUGAAAUACCUGGAAGGUAUAUCGGAUAAGGAUAUUGCCAGUGUGACUUUACCCACAGGGAUACCAGUGCUGCUUGAGCUGGAUGAAAACCUCAAGCCUGUGAAACCUCGACAGCUCUUGGGAGACCAGGCGAAGAUUCAGGCAGCAAUUAAAAAGGUGGAGGACCAGGGAAAAGCCAGACCAUCAACUUGAAUCCACUAAAAUGGCUGUAAGACUUAACAUAGCUCUGUUCUGGUUGCGUGCACAUACUUUUAUUAGGUACAUGUACAGUGAAAACUCUUGAGAAGACUUGAAAAGAAUAAUAUACUGUAUACCAUCAGACAAUAAUGAUAACAGAAAGUGUGUCACAGGUUAGACUGGUCUGACAGGAGCAGGAGGAAGUACUGUACUGAAAAUAUGUUGGCGCUAUAUGGUUGUAUUAUGUGUAAGCACUGAUAUUUAAGCUAACUGUCCCUACUUAUGCCUGUAGGGUGACCCUAAAGUGGUUAUUUAUUCACUAAUUGACUCUACCUUGCAGAUUAAUAGUAAUGUGGUGAAGCUGAAAAAUCUUGAAGUACAUCAUAUCUAGACAGAAGGAAAAGAUGCUUUUCUGUUACAUUGAUAAACUUUAGGCAUAUUACCUUGCAUCUAAACAUGUGCCUUCAUUAUUAACGUAGUGCUCAAAUUCUGCUACAGGUCUUGUGUUGAUUUUAUUUAAGAAUAAAAGCACUCCGUUAACAAAUCUUACCUCAUAAAAACUGAUAGCUAUAGGCUGUUCAUUCCAAUAAUUGGAUAAUUGUGAGCCACAGAAAUGCUGUAAAUAUGCAAAACCACUGAAAGACUCUACUGUCCCACGCAUAUGAGUUACUCAUACUUAUUGCCUACUCAGUAAGAGUAAGCAAGACAGCUGAAGUUUUUUUAUGAGGUUAAACAGCACAUUUACUCUGACAAAUAGUUUGAGUUGAAAACACUGUGGCUAUUUGGUAUUAUAACUGGUUUAUGCUUUGCACUUUUUGGGGGAUUUUAUGAGGAUUCUUUUUAAUUAACCCCCUUUCUAAUUAAAUGCAACAACUGUGAGUGGUAAUUGAACUUGGUUAAAUAUGUUAAAAGUUGUUAAAAACAAGCACUAUUUUUUUUCAUUUUAAAUUCUAAAUUAUCAUACGUGCUUGAACUUUCAUGUCGCUUAUGUAAUGUUAAUAACGUGUAAAAAUGUUACAAACCACUCUUGAGUCUGCACAUUAUGUCUUAGCACUAGCCCGCACUAUCUUACUUCAUAUGUGUUACUACUGUGUGUGGCACAGGCUACUUCAUUGUACUGUAUGUUGUAUUGUGUCUCUUGUUUGUAGGUGUACUGUACUGUGCAUCAUAUUUGUCUCAUGUUUCUCUGCCACUAUUAUUUUGUACGCUGGUCUGUUAGGUCAACAGGGGGGAAAGAGAUAAGAACAUGCAUUUGAAGAUACUAAAGAGGAGAAAUCUGAUAUAUUUGUAAUUUUAUGUAAGUGAUUUAACGUCUUCCCUGCUGUUCACACCUUUACAUAUGAUAGUCUACAUGAUGAAAUAAAAGGGAAUUACAAUUUU
Perca flavescens (yellow perch) is the source of this 2289-nucleotide messenger RNA. RefSeq names its product 2,3-bisphosphoglycerate mutase (gene bpgm). Gene Ontology annotation, molecular function: intramolecular phosphotransferase activity. The transcript is spliced from 3 exons. Bases 148 to 924 code for a protein of 258 amino acids. The record is from RefSeq and is a predicted model, not a curated record. Lineage: Eukaryota; Metazoa; Chordata; Actinopteri; Perciformes; Percidae. Gene Ontology annotation, biological process: glycolytic process.